Chiloscyllium plagiosum (whitespotted bambooshark) is the source of this 6011-nucleotide messenger RNA. Lineage: Eukaryota; Metazoa; Chordata; Chondrichthyes; Orectolobiformes; Hemiscylliidae. The record is from RefSeq and is a predicted model, not a curated record.
CAAGGUUAAACAAACAGAAGAGGUUCGUGCGAGGUGGUCGGGAAGGGUAAUAGAGGGUCGGGCGGUUGGGAAAUAAAGGACUGAGUCGGUCCGAGUGGGACGUGUUGGUCGAGGCUACAGACCCUUUGCUCAGUUUUCUCCCGCGCCGACAUGAAGGCCGACAGGAAUGUGCUGAGGCUGGCCGCCGUGCAGCAACUUCGAACUUACGGCAUCAAAGUGAAAAACUGGAACAGGAUCAACGGCAACAACCGGGCACAAGGCCGGGAUCACAGCCGGGACAAGACUAUCAUAUGCAAUGCAGUGUUUGGCACCCCUCUGCAUGUUCUGCCACAAAGCACUGUCGUUGAACAUGCCGUCAUUCCACAAUUUCUAGUUGAUGCUUGUAACUAUUUAGAAAAGCAUAAUCACACAGAAGGGCUCUUCAGAAAAUCAGGAUCAGUGAUUCGCCUUAAAGCUUUAAAGGCUAAAGUGGAUCAAGGUGAAAAAUGUAUUACUAUGGCUCCCCCUUGUGAUGUGGCAGGGCUGGUGAAACAGUUUUUCAGGGAGCUACCUGAGCCUGUGCUCCCAAAGGAAUUGCAUGAAGCCUUCUUCAAAGCACAGCAACUGCAAAAUGAUGAAAGCAUUUCUGCCACAAUUCUUCUAUCUUGUUUACUGCCUGAGAGAACUGCAGAUACACUGCGCUACUUCCUGACAUUUCUUAAUAAUGUGUCUCUCAGGUCAGAAGAGAACAAAAUGGAUGCCAGUAAUCUUGCUGUAGUAUUUGCACCAAAUUUGUUCCAUUCUGGUGAAGGAAAUGAAAAGUCAACUGCAAUAACAGAGAGACGGCUCCAGCUCCAAGCUGCAACUGUGCAUAAACUAAUUGAAAAUUGUGAACAAAUUGGCCGUGUUCCAGAGUUUGUUUUGGAAAAAGUUCCAGGAAUGAUUGGUGUUUAUGGAGAAUCUACCACGCCUUCAUUAGAACAUUUGGAGGAUGUCGAUGGCUCAACAAUAGAGGGUUGCAAGAGGCGAAGGCGACGUAGUGUUGGAGAUAUAGUUAGCGGGGCAUUAAGUAAACUUAAAGCAAAUCGAACACCUUCUGCUACUCCUCAACUUGACUUAUCUGCAACAUCUUCAGGAACUCCAAUAAUGACGACUCCGACAUGGAAACGGAAAAUACUAGCAGAUUCUUCACAAAGCCUUGGGUUUUCAAACAAAAAGCGGCGUUCGAUAAGACAUAAUAUAGCUUUGGAACUGUUGCCAAGCAGUUUUCUCAGUCAGAAUUCUACACCAUCGUCAGAUGACAUCAAGAAGGAUGAUGGUAGUCCUCCAGUGUCUCUAGAGUCAUUACAAGGUCCUCUGUCUCUCUCUGCUGGAAGUGUUAUGCUUCAGUCAAUUACAUCAAUAAAUCGACGGAAAAGUAAACGGCUAGAAAACAAAGUGGAGAGAAUGGAAUCUGGAAAAGCUAGUUGCUUUUCUCCCAAGCUUAGUCGAAAAAGAAUGGUCCGCAAGUCCUUGCGUUUAAGAUUUAGCCUUGGAAAAAACAAAGACUCAAAUACUUUAUCCUCCAGAGGCCCAGCUCCAAAUGGAUCAGAAAAUAUUGGUUGGCGUCUCGCAAAUCAGUGUGAUGUUCAUGACUACAGAUGGUUCUCAGCAGAAGAUCUCCCAUCGACCCCAGUCGUAAAACACAGAGAUACAAGAGAAAUUGAAAGGGCAUUUUCUGAAUCUGGAAGUGACCAAGGUUCAUUUGCUGAAGACCAUAAACCUUCCACUGUGGAAAACCUAUGUAACAAUGACUUGCUUCUCCAACAGACUGAAACUGUGGCUGUCCCUCAGAAGCCUGAUAGUACAUAUGAAGAUGCAUCAGAUUCAAAAUGUUCAUGUCCUGAAUUGCCAGCCAAACUUGUUUCUGAAAUAAAACUUCAAAAUCUCAAAAUAGAUUCCAGCUCAACUGAUAUGAACAUGACAUUUAGCACGAGCAGUAAUCUAAACUGCAUUAAUAUUUUAGAUCAGCAAGACACGUGUGAAACUGCAGUCCUAAAAGAGAAAAGCACGUGUUUUCCUUCUCUGGGUGAUCACAGUCGUCUAAACGAAACCCAACCGCUAUUUAAAUCUAGUGCAGUAUUUUCAUUUACAGGACAGUCAUCUCCUGAUAAGAUGCCAUUGAAUUAUGAAGUGUUGAAAGAACAAGUUGAAAAUGGUAUUUCUGCAGAAAGCUUAACUGUGCCACAUUCUACAGACGCAUUAGUUGAUAGUAAUCAUCCCUCUGAAUUGCACCAGUCUUUGCGCUUGCCUAACGAAUUAGAACCUACUUUGACUAAAAGUGGUAGCAAUUUACUGUCUACAGAUGGAACUCCAGCUUUGGAAUUCCCUUCAAAGAGGCUUACUUUGGAUGCCCCUUUGAGGAAAGUUUCAGAACAAGUUCUGAAGACCUCUGAAUGUGGUCAUCGCAAAGUGAUUGAACAUAUUCAGUGGUUCAAUAGUCUUUCAUUAAAUGACCAGACUCCAAAAUGCAAAACUGUUCAACCACCUUUAUCAUUCAAACGUACUCCUGUUCGACACUCUAUUAGGAGGAUGAAUUCAUUAUUGUAUGGAAAUGACAAAUCAAUAGUGACUAGGACCCGAUCAUGUAAAACUACAGUUGGCUCUCCAUUAGUUAAAUCAGUAAGUCAUGAAAGUGUUCUGCCGUUUAAUUCAAAUUCAUCUUCAUUUGUGCAAAAUGCAAAUGUUAAGCAAAGUAAACAAAGUGAUGUGCGUCAAAAUAAUUUGUCUGUUGAAGGAUUUUGCAAAACCAAAGCAGCAAGACAAACACAAUAUUCUGUAGUUUUUAAACAAAAUCGCUCAGCUAAUCAGCAGAAGAAUUCUUUUGAUCGGAGUAUUAACCAGUCAGUUUUUGGAGAUUUGACUAAUGGAAACAUGUCAAGAAUGCAUCAAGUUGAAGGUGUACUGCCAAAGCGUAGUGUAGUUAUUGAGAAUAUGUCUUGUGUAACUCCAGAGAAAUCUAUCUGUAAUUCCAUGUUGCAUAAAGUUUCAGAAAAGGAAAGACAUCGUUACAGAGGUUCACCAAAGUGUCCAAUAUCAUCAGGAAAACUCACAACCAAACCUAUCGACCUAUAAAUAUGUUAUAAUUAAUCUGUUAUCAUUCCACAUUGCUGCUGUUUUGAUGCAUCCAAUUGCACAAGUUGAGCUCUUUAAAGCUGGCUUCAACUUUGAUAUUCAGGUUAUAAUUACUUGAAAUGCUGGAAUUUGAUUUUUAAAAAUUAAGUAACUAUUCUCAAACGCAUAAGAACAAUUUUUGUACCUAUGCAUUUUUAUUAAUAUGUAUUUGUGUGCUUUGCUGUAGUGUAGAUCAACUGUGUAGAAAGCUGUGUCCUGCUCUUUGCUUUGAGUGGUAUUAGGUAAUUUUUGUUUCAACUCACUGCUGAGUAAGUCCAUUGUGUUCAUUAUCAUUAAACUGAGUGAAGAAUUGAAGAUGGAAGAAUUAAACUUCUCUUUGGCAUUUAAAUGUAAAGAUUUUAAAGUAAUCAAUGUAAAAUUUCACCUGCUUCCCAUGGGUGUCCGUGUUUAGAGCAGGUUGACGAUGCAGGCUAAUUUUAUUGUGUUGAUUCUAUUUAACAAGAUUUCUCACUGUACAUUGGAAAUCACAUCCUCUAUCAGAAAUUCCCAUUAAACACCUUUAGUUGUUUUACGGUUUUAUACAGUAUGUUGUACUGUAGUUUUAUAUUUUAAAAUUAAUAGGAAUGUUUUAGCUGUACUCUCUCUACUUUUAUUAUGAAAUAUAGAUGUAAAUAGUCUAUCUCAGCUUUUUACAGCAAUCCUGUUGAAUUUGACUUAAUAUUGCAGCUUUUCCAAUGAAAUUAUUGUCAGUUGAUCUGAGCAUAAACAUAAACUGUAAGAAAUUGUUCACAAUACUCAUGUCUAUGUUUACAGCAUUUAACUCAAGUGAGCAGAAUUGAAAUAAAAAAAUUCUUCUAUUUGUAGUGCACUUGUUUAAAAACAUUGCUCUUGACUUAAGCACAGGUUUGCAGUACAAUCAAGUGGAAUGAUGGAAGAAACAGAUCAAAAGCUCACUGAAGACUUCGAGUAAGAAUAAAUCGAAAAGGGUGUAACUGUCAGAAGAAUGGAAAUCGGGUUGGAACCUCCCAAAUGAAUCAAUAAUUGAGAUUUAUCAAUUUGUAACAAUUUGUAUGCGGUUUAACAAAACGCAGUAAUUUACAGACUCUGGUUUUAUUUCUCAUUUGAAUCAUGGACUUGCCUGAUGUUCUCCUCUACUAUGUUGUGAGUUUUGUCUUGCUCCUUUUUGUAGUGAUUCCAGUGCCUGAGUUGUCUUAAUGUGAUAUUAUUUCUAUUUGAUGUAAUUAAAUUAGUCCUGGCACCUUACAGAGAUUAUGAUUUGUAUAUACUAUCAAUUUGGGUCAUUCCAAACCAGUUUGAUCUGACCUCGAAGUUGCACCUCUCUUUAAACCAUCAUGAGCAAUUUCAGGCAGAUACAGUUUUCAUUUUUUAAAAAAAAUGCUCAUUCAGAACUUGGAAUGGUGUCGGGUUGAUAAUACAAGUGUGAACCACGCUUAAUGUAGAAUUUUUCAGAGGGGAAGUGGGGUAGAAAAAAGAUCAUGUAAAAUGGAAUGUUGUCCUUGGGUGUAUAAAUAGUAUAACGUAGGCUUUAGACACCAACAAGGUCAUUUACACUUGGAACUGUAGGACUUGGUUUGGGUAUUACAUGGAUGUUUGCUUCUGUAUUUACUCCAAAAAAUGCUGCCCAAGUCAUAGUGACUUAGAAUCUAGACACCAACUGGGCUAAAAAGUGAUAAACAAGGUGUUAGCUGGUUGCACUAAAAGUAAAGUCAUAGUGCCAAUGCACGUUAUCAUAUUCAGAAGGAUCGUGUCAAAGGUCUGAGUAAUUGCAAAUGCUCCACCUUGUUCAAAAAGGAGUACAAGGAUGAACCUGAAAACUAUAAGUUAAUCAGCUUAACCUCGGUAGUGGAAAGCCUUUUAGAAAUGAUGCGGCAAAUACAUUUGAGCCUUCAUGUGUGCAUGAAGUCUCCAAAUAUGGCUCACUCUCAUCUUUUAAUAUUAAUAGUCUUAACAAAAGAUCUGAUCCUUAGCCAUUACCAUGGUUUUCAGCUGUAAUUUUCUUUUCAGUUUGGUUACAUACCUUAUUGUGAAAACAGAUUCAGAUCUCAAGAUGUGCGGAAAAUAUUUACUCCUGAUAUAGGAAAUUUCAGUCCUGGAGUUUUUUUUAAAAACAACAUGUAAAUAUACCAUGCUGUAGCAUCUUGUUAAAUGUCAUGCAAAUGUAUUUUCAACAGAAAACAAGCCUGUACCAAGAUAGAUCAAAAAGACCAAAGUGUAAAAGAAAAGCCUGCAAAAAUAUGGAAUCUUUCAGGACAUCUCUCAUUUUACAGCAAAUAAAGUACUUCUCUAGUCGUUACUAUAGCAUUGUAGGAGGCAGUGCUACCAUUUUGCACACUAUUUCCCACAUUUUGUUUUGUGAGGUUGAUGCGUGGGAUGCAUGUUGAGCAAUACACCAGAAAAAUACUCCUGAAGGACUUGGAAUCAAUAGAAAAGUUAUUGGCUGAAACGUGUGUAGCUUCUUCUGCCAUGGAAUAUUCACAUCUAUAAAUGGUAAAGCUGAGCUAAAUUUGUUCACUAUGCAUUGAGACAUUGAAUGCAACAUUAGCGAUGGGAAAUGGCUUGUAUUUCUUAACUACUGAAAGGUGAAAAUGAUUUUGAGAACUAACUUCUCAUGCAAAGUGCAACAGAUCGAGAUAAAGUGUUUCAAAUAGACCUAGGAUGUCUGAAAAGCUGUAUCCAUUUUUCAAUGUUCCUAAGACUUGAUAAGCACAACUAAUUAUUAAUAAACAGCAAAGCACUUCUGGCUAAUUAUCCUCUUAAUUUGAACCAUUCUGUGAAAGACCAUUGGUGAACAUUAGCACAUACAGAUUUUAAUAAUAAAAGGGCUGACUUUUGAAUUUGGUUACUGCCGUUAAAGGAGAGAAAUGAGCUGGUGAAUCACAGAAGUCUGCAAUCAUGAU